Messenger RNA from Arabis nemorensis, 372 nucleotides. NCBI's taxonomy places the organism in Eukaryota, Viridiplantae, Streptophyta, Magnoliopsida, Brassicales, Brassicaceae. The record is from the annotation of a GenBank genome assembly.
AUGUCUUUUGAAGUUUGUUUCUUUCUCUUGAUAUGUUAUCCAUUUGCUUCACGAGGCGUGGAAGCCAUUGUAAAAUUUGCCAUUGUGUCCAACUUCGACACUCGAUUAAGACCCCUCCUACGAGCACUGAGAUGUGAUGACUGGUUUGAUGUUGUGGUUGUUUCAGCCAAAGUUGAAGCGGAGAAACCAAACUCGAUCAUCUUCUUGAAAGCUUGUGAAUUUUUAGGAGUGAAUCUCGAGGAUGCGGUUCGUGUAGGAGAUGAUCAUGGGGAGCUAGAGAUGCAGGUUGUGACGCUUGGCUCUGAAGAAGUGAAGUUAACUUUAAUAUGGUGCAAGCGGCAUCAUGUUCUUAAGUUUUUUAAUAUCGUUUAG